Messenger RNA from Argentina anserina (silverweed cinquefoil), 1588 nucleotides. Its product is annotated as SWR1 complex subunit 2. The coding region runs from base 95 to 1171 and encodes 358 amino acids. Gene Ontology annotation, molecular function: ATP-dependent H2AZ histone chaperone activity. Gene Ontology annotation, cellular component: nucleus. The transcript has 12 exons. The record is from RefSeq and is a predicted model, not a curated record. NCBI's taxonomy places the organism in Eukaryota, Viridiplantae, Streptophyta, Magnoliopsida, Rosales, Rosaceae. Gene Ontology annotation, biological process: chromatin remodeling; regulation of DNA-templated transcription.
GGUUCAUAAUUCAUAAAGCUUGGGGCUUUCUGGGUUUAAAUCACUGAGAGGCUGAAAUUGAAGCUCUGCAGGAGUCUAGGGUUUGGUUUUAGCCAUGGACGAACCGAAGGAUGACCCGCCGGUGUUUCUGGAUCGUACCUCACGCGCCACCAGAGGGAAGAGGAUGACGAAGUUGCUGGAUGAAGAAAUCGAAGAGGAUGAGACGUUCUGGAAUCAAGAGGCGCUUAAAGAUGAGGAACAAGAUGAUAAUUAUGAAGCAGAGCCUGAAGUUGCUGAUGUGUUUGAUAGCGAUUUCGAUGAAGAUGAGCCUGAGCCGGAUGAAGGUGCAGAGAACAAUGAGGGAGAGGAAAGACGGACGAAGAAGCGGUUGAUAUUUCCAGGGAAGCAAUCGAGUAAGAAGAAGAAGAUAAAAGUGCUUUCGAAGAUAGAAGACAGCUCCAACAAAGAGAAGCCGAAAUCUUCUUCUAAACAUGAACAGCAUCAUCUUGAUGCUGCUGAGGAUGGAGAAGGCGAGAGAAGUGUGAGGAAAUCUACAAGAACGGCAGUGGUUGUUAGGCAAGCUGAGAGAGAGGCGAAUCGUGCUGCUUUGCAAGCAACGAUGAGGCCGAUUAAAAGAAAAAAGGAAGGCGAAGAGAAGAGGAUGAGCCAGGAAGAUAUGCUUUUGGAAGCAGCUCAAACAGAAAUUAUCAACUUGAGGAACUUGGAGCGUGUUUUAGCCAGGGAGGAAGAAGUUAAGAAGAGAGCAAUCGUGCAUAAGGCUGUCUAUACUGGUCCACAACUAAGUUAUUUCUCAAAAGAUGGUAACUCAUAUCUGGAAUUCAGUAGAGGGUUAUCAUUCCAGUCCCAACUCUCUACAACAUCUUCUCCAUAUCCUGAGAAAGCUGUCUGUGCUGUUACCGGCUUACCUGCUAAGUACCGUGAUCCAAAGACAGGGCUACCAUAUGCAACAAAAGAAGCUUUUAAAGUUAUUCGGCAGCGUUUUCUACAAGAAAGUGGUGCAGUCAGGAAAGAGAUGGAGCUGGGUGAUUUGUAUGAUUCGCUUUGUGGAAAAGGUUUUUCGGCAAGGCAGAAGAGAUCAGUAGUAUCAAAUAAAAGUGAGGUGUCAUAUCCCCGAUACUUUGCACGUUUUCGCAGGGCUCCAGCUCUUGAAAGUGUGUCAUCGGAAGAGUGACUGUUAGUCUGAGACUGCACAUUCUCAUAGUUCUUAAUUUAGGAUGCUUUAGAAUUGACCAUGUGCAAGGUCUUGCUAACCACAUAUGAAGAAGGCUUUAUGAAGAUGGCUUGCAGACUAGAAGCACAAGUUAUUUGAGGGUGCAUGACGAAAGACUUCAAUGAAGCUUCUGAGCACCCUGCUCUGUCUAUGAUGAAGCGCCAGUGAUUGCAAUGGGGAUAAUUACCUCAAAUAAAUGAGUUGGUGAUCGUAAAGCGUGGGUGUCGGUUAGCCAAAACGUUUUGUAUUUGAAAGUGAAAGCUAGAUGUUGCGACUUUUCUUGAUUUAGUAUAUUUUGCUGCUGCUAUGUGCUAUCUAUGCUAGAAGAGUAUUUUAUCAAGUUCGACGUGUAUCAGGUUUAGGAUGCUCCCAUUAAAU